AUGCCCACCUAUGUGGUGUUAUGUGUGCCCACCUAUGUGGUGUUAUGUAUGCCCACCUAUGUGGUGUUAUGUAUGCCCACCUAUGUGGUGUUAUGUGUGCCCACCUAUGUGGUGUUAUGUCUGCCCACCUAUGUGGUGUUAUGUGUGCCCACCUAUGUGGUGUUAUGUGUGCCCACCUAUGUGGUGUUAUGUAUGCCCACCUAUGUGGUGUUAUGUGUGCCCACCUAUGUGGUGUUAUGUGUGCCCACCUAUGUGGUGUUAUGUAUGCCCACCUAUGUGGUGUUAUGUGUGCCCACCUAUGUGGUGUUAUGUAUGCCCACCUAUGUGGUGUUAUGUGUGCCCACCUAUGUGGUGUUAUGUGUGCCCACCUAUGUGGUGUUAUGUAUGCCCACCUAUGUGGUGUUAUGUAUGCCCACCUAUGUGGUGUUAUGUCUGCCCACCUAUGUGGUGUUAUGUAUGCCCACCUAUGUGGUGUUAUGUGUGCCCACCUGUGUGGUGUUAUGUGUGCCCACCUAUGUGGUGUUAUGUGUGCCCACCUAUGUGGUGUUAUGUGUGCCCACCUAUGUGGUGUUAUGUAUGCCCACCUAUGUGGUGUUAUGUAUGCCCACCUAUGUGGUGUUAUGUAUGCCCACCUAUGUGGUGUUAUGUGUGCCCACCUAUGUGGUGUUAUGUGUGCCCACCUAUGUGUUGUUAUGUGUGCCCACCUAUGUGGUGUUAUGUAUGCCCACCUAUGUGGUGUUAUGUGUGCCCACCUAUGUGGUGUUAUGUGUGCCCACCUAUGUGGUGUUAUGUGUGCCCACCUAUGUGGUGCUAUGUGUGCCCACCUAUGUGGUGUUAUGUGUGCCCACCUAUGUGGUGUUAUGUAUGCCCACCUAUGUGGUGUUAUGUGUGCCCACCUAUGUGGUGUUAUGUGUGCCCACCUAUGUGGUGUUAUGUGUGCCCACCUAUGUGGUGUUAUGUAUGCCCACCUAUGUGGUGUUAUGUGUGCCCACCUAUGUGGUGUUAUGUAUGCCCACCUAUGUGGUGUUAUGUAUGCCCACCUAUGUGGUGUUAUGUGUGCCCACCUAUGUGGUGUUAUGUAUGCCCACCUAUGUGGUGUUAUGUGUGCCCACCUAUGUGGUGUUAUGUGUGCCCACCUAUGUGGUGUUAUGUGUGCCCACCUAUGUGGUGUUAUGUGUGCCCACCUAUGUGGUGUUAUGUGUGCCCACCUAUGUGGUGUUAUGCGUGCAUGUGCAUGUGCGACUGGGCAGGGGAGUCAUUCCCAUGGCAGACGCGGGGCUCAAGGCAUUCCCAGGCGACCUGGAGGUCAUGCACGCUAAGGCGUCCAGCCUGCACAUGCUGGGCGAGCAUGCUGCUGCUAUGCGGUUUUACGACGAGCUGCUCUCCUCACCCAUUCAACCGGGCGAGCAGACAUCAUACCGCGACAGGACCUUCUUUCAGCGCCACCUGCUGGCCUACACGGUGUCGCGCCUCGACCAGCCCUUCUCUGCCUUCCGCAUUGAUGACGACCUUGAUGAGGAGUGGCGGGUGAGAGUGGGGGGUGGGAGUGGAGUGGAGGGUGGGAGACAUAGGGCACGUGUGAGUGAAGAGACAGACUCAAUUCCCCUAAUUAUCCCCACUCUUCCCUGCUCUUCCCCUCCCCUCCCCACCUCUCCCCUCCCCCCCUCUCCCCUCACCCCUCCCCUUGUGCACCUCCCUCUCACCCACCCCUUCUUCUCCCCCCAUGGGCGCCAGGACAAGUGGGCGACGGGGGGGCGGCCGGAGGAGCUGCCGGGCUUCGUCCCGCUGGCGAUCCCCGUGCACCAGUUGCAAGCUGCCACGUGGCAGCGACUGCCGCGCCUGUCAGGGGCGGCAGUGCAGCUGGUGGAAGCGGCGGACGUGAUUGGUGCUCGCACUCACUACGACACCGAUAACAUGCUGCAUAACACCCAGCAGGUGCGCCUGGCAUGGCAUGGCAUAGCAUCUGCGCAUGGCAGAGCUGGCGGCCCUAGACAUGAUCAGAUGCGUAUCGCCCCUUGCCUCUCCUCCCCUCUCACCCCAACCAACCCAUCCACCCCGUCCUCCACCCCUCAGCUGCGCAUGGCAGGGCUGGCGGCCCUGGACGUGAUGCAGCAGGUGAGGCGCACGCUGCUGCUCAUUGCGGAUCAGAUGCGCAUCGCCCCUUUGCUCUUUGGGGCCGACGCGGGGGAUGGGGACGGUGGGGCAGGUGCGGCCGACGGGGCGAGUGGGGGGCGGGAGCUGUGGCGGGAGCAGCUGGAGGAGGCGCAGCAGCAGAGGCUGGGCGGGCAGCGCACUGGCCGCAGCCGUCAAAGCAGCAGCAGCGGCGGCGGUGGCAGCAGCGUGGCUGAAGGCACUGAGGAAAGCAGCACUGACAGCAGCAGCAGCGGUAGCAGCAGCAGCAGCAGCAGUAGCAGCAGCAGCAGCCGUGGGGGUGGGCAGAGUCUGUUGGACCGAUCUGACCUCAUGACGAGCUGGCGCCACAUGUUCCGAGUGCUGGUGGCGUGGAGGCAGGUGUCAGACGCCACGGAGACCGUCGCAUGGAAGACGUUCGCCCAGGGGCAGGCAUGGCCGGAGGACAUGCUGUAUUGCACCGGCACACCCAUCUUCACAUGGGUCAUGGGCACCGCUCGCUACCUCGCCGCCUAUCCCAACCCUCUUCCUUUCCUCCCAGCCCUCUUCCUUUCCUCCCAGCCCUCUUUCUUUCCUCCCAGCCCUCUUCCUUUCCUCCCAGCCCUCUUCCUUUCCUCCCAGCCCUCUUCCUUUCCUCCCAGCCCUCUUCCUUUCCUCCCAGCCCUCUUCCUUUCCUCCCAGCCCUCUUCCUUUCCUCCCAGCCCUCUUCCUUUCCUCCCAGCCCUCUUUCUUUCCUCCCAGCCCUCUUCCUUUCCUCCCAGCCCUCUUCCUUUCCUCCCAGCCCUCUUCCUUUCCUCCCAGCCCUCUUCCUUUCCUCCCAGCCCUCUUCCUUUCCUCCCAGCCCUCUUCCUUUCCUCCCAGCCCUCUUCCUUUCCUCCCAGCCCUCUUCCUUUCCUCCCAGCCCUCUUCCUUUCCUCCCAGCCCUCUUCCUUUCCUCCCAUCCCUCUUCCUUUCCUCCCAGCCCUCUUCCUUUCCUCCCUGCCCUCUUCCUUUCCUCCCUGCCCUCUUCCUUUCCUCCCAGCCCUCUUCCUGUCCUCCCAGCCCUCUUCCUUUCCUCCAUGCCCUCUUCCUUUCCUCCCAGCCCUCUUCCUUUCCUCCCAGCCCUCUUCCUUUCCUCCCUGCCCUCUUCCUUUCCUCCCAGCCCUCUUCCUUUCCUCCCAGCCCUCUUCCUUUCCUCCCAGCCCUCUUUCUUUCCUCCCAGCCCUUUUCCUUUCCUCCCAGCCCUCUUCCUUUCCUCCCAGCCCUCUUCCUUUCCUCCCAGCCCUCUUCCUUUCCUCUCAGCCCUCUUCCUUUCCUCCCAGCCCUCUUCCUUUCCUCCCAGCCCUCUUCCUUUCCUCCCAGCCCUCUUCCUUUCCUCCCAGCCCUCUUCCUUUCCUCCCAGCCCUCUUCCUUUCCUCCCAGCCCUCUUCCUUUCCUCCCUGCCCUCUUCCUUUCCUCCCUGCCCUCUUCCUUUCCUCCCAGCCCUCUUCCUGUCCUCCCUGCCCUCUUCCUUUCCUCCCUGCCCUCUUCCUUUCCUCCCAGCCCUCUUCCUUUCCUCCCAGCCCUCUUCCUUUCCUCCCAGCCCUCUUCCUUUCCUCCCAGCCCUCUUCCUUUCCUCCCAGCCCUCUUCCUUUCCUCCCAGCCCUCUUCCUUUCCUCCCAGCCCUCUUCCUUUCCUCCCUGCCCUCUUCCUUUCCUCCCUGCCCUCUUCCUUUCCUCCCAGCCCUCUUCCUGUCCUCCCUGCCCUCUUCCUUUCCUCCCUGCCCUCGUCCUUUCCUCCCAGCCCUCUUCCUUUCCUCCCAGCCCUCUUCCUUUCCUCCCAGCCCUCUUCCUUUCCUCCCAGCCCUCUUCCUUUCCUCCCAGCCCUCUUCCUUUCCUCCCUGCCCUCUUCCUUUCCUCCCAGCCCUCUUCCUUUCCUCCCAGCCCUCUUCCUUUCCUCCCAGCCCUCUUCCUUUCCUCCCAGCCCUCUUCCUUUCCUCCCAGCCCUCUUCCUUUCCUCCCAGCCCUCUUUCUUUCCUCCCAGCCCUCUUCCUUUCCUCCCAGCCCUCUUCCUUUCCUCCCAGCCCUCUUCCUUUCCUCCCAGCCCUCUUCCUUUCCUCCCAUCCCUCUUCCUUUCCUCCCAGCCCUCUUCCUUUCCUCCCUGCCCUCUUCCUUUCCUCCCUGCCCUCUUCCUUUCCUCCCAGCCCUCUUCCUGUCCUCCCAGCCCUCUUCCUUUCCUCCAUGCCCUCUUCCUUUCCUCCCAGCCCUCUUCCUUUCCUCCCAGCCCUCUUCCUUUCCUCCCUGCCCUCUUCCUUUCCUCCCAGCCCUCUUCCUUUCCUCCCAGCCCUCUUCCUUUCCUCCCAGCCCUCUUUCUUUCCUCCCAGCCCUUUUCCUUUCCUCCCAGCCCUCUUCCUUUCCUCCCAGCCCUCUUCCUUUCCUCCCAGCCCUCUUCCUUUCCUCUCAGCCCUCUUCCUUUCCUCCCAGCCCUCUUCCUUUCCUCCCAGCCCUCUUCCUUUCCUCCCAGCCCUCUUCCUUUCCUCCCAGCCCUCUUCCUUUCCUCCCAGCCCUCUUCCUUUCCUCCCAGCCCUCUUCCUUUCCUCCCUGCCCUCUUCCUUUCCUCCCUGCCCUCUUCCUUUCCUCCCAGCCCUCUUCCUGUCCUCCCUGCCCUCUUCCUUUCCUCCCUGCCCUCUUCCUUUCCUCCCAGCCCUCUUCCUUUCCUCCCAGCCCUCUUCCUUUCCUCCCAGCCCUCUUCCUUUCCUCCCAGCCCUCUUCCUUUCCUCCCAGCCCUCUUCCUUUCCUCCCAGCCCUCUUCCUUUCCUCCCAGCCCUCUUCCUUUCCUCCCUGCCCUCUUCCUUUCCUCCCUGCCCUCUUCCUUUCCUCCCAGCCCUCUUCCUGUCCUCCCUGCCCUCUUCCUUUCCUCCCUGCCCUCGUCCUUUCCUCCCAGCCCUCUUCCUUUCCUCCCAGCCCUCUUCCUUUCCUCCCAGCCCUCUUCCUUUCCUCCCAGCCCUCUUCCUUUCCUCCCAGCCCUCUUCCUUUCCUCCCUGCCCUCUUCCUUUCCUCCCAGCCCUCUUCCUUUCCUCCCAGCCCUCUUCCUUUCCUCCCAGCCCUCUUCCUUUCCUCCCAGCCCUCUUCCUUUCCUCCCAGCCCUCUUCCUUUCCUCCCAGCCCUCUUUCUUUCCUCCCAGCCCUCUUCCUUUCCUCCCAGCCCUCUUCCUUUCCUCCCAGCCCUCUUCCUUUCCUCCCAGCCCUCUUCCUUUCCUCCCAGCCCUCUUCCUUUCCUCCCAGCCCUCUUUCUUUCCUCCCAGCCCUCUUCCUUUCCUCCCAGCCCUCUUCCUUUCCUCCCAGCCCUCUUCCUUUCCUCCCAGCCCUCUUCCUUUCCUCCCAGCCCUCUUCCUUUCCUCCCAGCCCUCUUCCUUUCCUCCCAGCCCUCUUCCUUUCCUCCCAGCCCUCUUUCUUUCCUCCCAGCCCUCUUCCUUUCCUCCCAGCCCUCUUCCUUUCCUCCCAGCCCUCUUCCUUUCCUCCCAGCCCUCUUCCUUUCCUCUCAGCCUUCUUCCUUUCCUCCCAGCCCUCUUCAUUUCCUCCCAUCCCUCUUCCUUUCCUCCCAGCCCUCUUCCUUUCCUCCCAGCCCUCUUCCUUUCCUCCCAGCCCUCUUCCUUUCCUCCCAGCCCUCUUCCUUUCCUCCCUGCCCUCUUCCUUUCCUCCCUGCCCUCUUCCUUUCCUCCCAGCCCUCUUCCUGUCCUCCCUGCCCUCUUCCUUUCCUCCCUGCCCUCGUCCUUUCCUCCCAGCCCUCUUCCUUUCCUCCCUGCCCUCUUCCUUUCCUCCCAGCCCUCUUUCUUUCCUCCCAGCCCUCUUCCUUUCCUCCCAGCCCUCUUCCUUUCCUCCCAGCCCUCUUCCUUUCCUCCCAGCCCUCUUCCUUUCCUCUCAGCCUUCUUCCUUUCCUCCCAGCCCUCUUCAUUUCCUCCCAUCCCUCUUCCUUUCCUCCCAGCCCUCUUCCUUUCCUCCCAGCCCUCUUCCUUUCCUCCCAGCCCUCUUCCUUUCCUCCCAGCCCUCUUCCUUUCCUCCCAUCCCUUUCCCUUUCCUCCCAGCCCUCUUCCUUUCCUCCCAGCCCUCUUCCUUUCCUCCCAGCCCUCUUCCUUUCCUCCCAGCCCUCUUCCUUUCCUCCCAGCCCUCUUCCUUUCCUCCCUGCCCUUUUCCUUUCCUCCCUGCCCUCUUCCUUUCCUCCCAGCCCUCUUCCUUUCCUCCCUGCCCUCUUCCUUUCCUCCAUGCCCUUCCUUCCUUCCUUGCCCUUCCUUCUCUCCCUCCAUCCCCAUCACAGGGCGGUGAGCAUCACAAUGCGGGGCCUGCUGCAGGCGGUGAACGUCACAAGGAGCGGCCUGCUGCAGGCAGAGAGGGCGUUUGAUGCCGACUCGCACCAGCCCUUGGACGUGCCUCGCUCCACCUUGGACGUGCCUCGCUCCACCUUCGGCGCCCAGGUGCUGGAAGGAGCGGAGAAUCACAAGGGGCUCUUCAACGUGAUUGGCCGGGACUUCUACGUGCGUCUGCCAUGCUACAGCCGGGCAUUCCCAGGCUGCAUGCACCUGUUCUGGCUCUUAAUCCUCAUUGAUUGCCCCUUCCCGCCCACCCUCCCGUGCAGGAAAGAUUUGGGCGGCACAGAGUUCAAAUUACAAAAACGCCCGUUGGCAAGGGACUCUGACAUGUUCACCACAGUAGACUCGGCGUGGUGGAAUGCAUUUGAUUCGGAGGUCACAGCGGCGUGGCAGGGCGUCAUGGAGGCCGCACUGGACCACGUCUUUCCCCUCUCUCUUCUCCCCAUUCCACCACACCCACUCCCCAUCAACACUCCCCCAUCCACCCAGCCCCCUGGCAUGGACUUUGAGACAGUGACCCCCAUCGACUCAACGCGGUGGAAUGCAUUCGACUCGGAGCUCACAGCGGCGUGGCAGGGCUUCAUGGCGGCUGCACUGGACCACGGCACCAAGGCCACGUCACCACAGGCGUACCGCGAGCGCAUCCAGGAUCAGAUCAUCGCCAUCGCCUACUACUGGUUCCAGCUGAUGCCGCUGUCUCGCGGGUCGGCCAUGGUGGGUCUCAUGUCCAUCCUUGGCCUCUCCAUGGCUGCUGACAUGCAAACCACUACGCAUGUUCCUCGAGACCUCCUCGUGAGUCGAUGCUGCAUAGGACUCUGUACCGCCUCUUCCUUCCUCUCCCAGCAUAUCCUCCUUCACCCCACUCCACCCCCGACCAAACCACAACAGGUGGAUUGGGAAGCACUAAUAGCCACUAGCUUUGAUGAUUUCAAGCGUGUUUUGACUCCAUGGCUGUUUGAGAGGACACAGCGAGUGCCGUUCCGCCUGCCUAGUGUGCGGGACACGCUCCCCACGACGCGGCAUGUGAUAGCUGCAUUGAGCAAUGCUAGUGGGAUGAGGGUGAGAGAUGCUGAUAGCAAGUGGCGUGCAUGCAUGUCUUGUACAUGA
Closterium sp. NIES-65 is the source of this 7560-nucleotide messenger RNA. The record is from the annotation of a GenBank genome assembly. NCBI's taxonomy places the organism in Eukaryota, Viridiplantae, Streptophyta, Zygnematophyceae, Desmidiales, Closteriaceae.